CUCCAAUAAGUGAAGAAAUGGGAGGCAAAUGUUAGCAAAGUUAUACAUUGCUCUAUUACUUCUAUUCUCCUCUUCCUCUUGUUCUUUUCAGACUAUUAUUACCUUCUCUCUUUCUCUUUCUCUUUCUCUUGCUCUUCCUGAACUCCGUUCAUUGCAUCUACUCUACUUCUUUUCAAGCUAUUACAGGAAAAGAAAUAUGGUUCGAAAAAGAGAUCGAUUUUGGGAGUAUGCUGAAGAUCUAAAAGGUCGUUUUAAAUGUAAGUUUUGUGAACGUGAUUUUGCGGGGGGUGCUUCAAGAAUUAAAUGUCACUUGGCUGGAGUUAAAGGUCACGAUAUUGAUAUUUGUACGAAAGUGUUUAAAGAGGUCCAAGAGAAGGCUGCUCUAAUAGUUGGAGAACCUAACAAAAAACUUAAGGGUGCAUCAACUUCAAACAGAGAUAAAGGGAGGGAAAUCAACUCAACUUCAAUAUCAAAGGAUGUCACAUUAAGCAGAGUGUUUGAAAAGAGUAAUGAAGAAUAUAGCACUGAAAUCGACCUUAGUGUUGCAGUGGAAGGACUAUUAGCCAAGGUGAGAUCACUUGUUAUUGAUCAUAUUGGUUCUGGAUUGGGUGACAAGGAGAAGCUAAUAGAGCUUCUUGUCUCAUUAUCCAAGAUUCAAGUUGUGUUACAAGACACUGAGAAAUGGCAAAUAACUGAUGAACCUAUGAGGAAUAGGUUAGCGGAGUUUAGAGAGGUAGUUUAUGAUGCUGACGAUGUGCUAGAUGAGUUUGAGAUUCUUAAGCAAGAGGUACAAUCUCAAAACCAAAUAAUGGAAAGUGUCGAAAACAAAAUGAAGACCAUCAUCGAUCGAUUAUUGGAAUUGGAUACAAUUAAGAAUGGUCUUAGAGUGGGGUCUAUGGAUACAAUCCCCAAGAUUAGCCUGGAUAGAGAGGUAGACUCCAACCUCAAUGAUUUAGAAAUUGUAGGGAGAGGAUAUGAUGUCUCAAAAAUAGUGAACAUGUUGACUAAUGCAAGCAAUCAAUGUAUCUCCGUUCUUCCUAUAGUGGGUAUGGCAGGUCUUGGAAAGACAACUUUAGCAAAAGAAGUUUAUAACAAUGAAUUAAUAAGGAAACAUUUUGAUGUACUAGCAUGGGCAUGUGUCACUAAGAAUUUUAAUCGUAAGAGGAUUUUACGUGAGAUUCUUCAAUCUAUUGAUGGAAAUGAUCAUCUUUCAUACUGGUACUAUCUCCGAAGUGUAGAUGAAAUUCUUAGUAGACUUCAAAUAAAAUUGUGUGGGAAUAAAUAUCUUCUUGUACUUGAUGAUGUGUGGAUUGAUGAUCAUGAGGAAUGGAGUAAAUUAAGGAGUAACUUGCUUAGUUUUAAUUCAAUGACGGGAAAUAAUAUUAUUGUAACAACCUGUAGUGAUAAAGUCGCAAAUCUCAUAGGGACACCACAAUGCCAACAUUAUCUGGAACAAUUAUCAAAAGAUGAAUGUUGGUCCAUAUUUGAAAAAAGAGCAUUUGCAAAUAAAAAAAUUACUCGAACUAGAGAUUUGGAGUCUAUUGGAAGAGAGAUUGCUAAAAGAAGUGAAGGGUUUCCAUUGGCUGCAAAAGUUUUGGGAGGAAUAAUGUGCUUUAAAUAUGAUAAAAGUGAAUGGUUAUCAAUUCAAAAUAAUAAAAUUUGGGAUUCAUUGGAUGAUGAUACUGAUAGAUUCUUCCGGAUAUUGAGGUUAAGCUUUGAUAAUCUUCCAACACCAUCUUUAAAACAAUGUUUUGCAUAUUGUGCAAAUUUUCAAGAUUAUAACAUCAGAAAGGACGAUGUUAUUCAACGUUGGAUGGCUGAAGGGUUCCUUGAAUCAUCUAAAGGAAGUUGUAUGAUGAUGGAGGAUAUUGGUAACUUGUAUUUCAAUAUCUUGUUGGUAACUUCCUUUUUCCAAGAUGCUAGAAAGGAUGAGUAUGGUAACAUUAUCAGCUGCAAGAUGCAUGAUUUGGUACAUGAUUUUGCACUCUCAAUUCUAAAAUCUAAAACUCUAAUUUUGGAGGGAGCUUCAAUGGAUGAUGUUGGCAAUGCACAAUGUUUAUUUAUCCGCUUUGUUGGCCAAACAACACAAAGAAUUUCAUUUAUUGGAGAUGGUUUCACAAAAUUGCGCAGCUUAGUUUCAGAUUAUGCUGACUUUGGCAGCACAUUAUCAAAUUUUAAAAGCUUACGUGUGUUAAAGUUAUAUGGGGGCAGUAUAAUAGAGUUGCCAGAUUCAAUUGAGCAUUUGAUACAUUUGAGGCUUCUUCACAUCUCACAUGCUAAUAUUAAGACAUUACCAAAAUCCGUCACCAAACUCUACAAAUUGCAAACUUUAACAAUCAAAAAAUGUUUUCAAUUCGUAGGGCUUCCAGAAGAGUUAAGCAAUUUGAUUAACUUGAGACAUAUUUAUAUCGAUAAGGUUCCUCUCCGUAUGCCUAAGAAUAUGGGGCUGUUGACUUGCCUUCAAACAUUGCCAAUUUUUGUUGUGGGUCAAGAUGAAGGUCAUAGCAUCGAAGAAUUGGGAGCUUUAAAGAAUCUGAGAGGAGAAAUAGACAUCUACAAUCUAGGUUUUGUGGAAGAUGGGGAAGAAGCCAAAAGUGCAAAAUUAAAAGAAAAGGAAAUAUUCAAGUUGGGAUUAUACAAUUAUUGGGAUGAAGAAGGAUAUUGGGAUGAAGAAGAAGAAGAUUAUAGAGAUAAAGAUGAAAAGGUGUUGGAAGGCCUCCAGCCUCACCGAAAUUUGAAAAGCUUAACAAUUAUUGGGUAUGGAGGAAAGAAAUUCCCAUCAUGGGUUGGUUUGUCGCUACAUCACAAUUUGAUUGAGAUCAAAUUGGGAUGGAUCAAGAAUUGUGAAGAAGUUCCUACUCUGGGGCAUUUACCCUGUCUUAGGGUUCUUGAAAUAUAUGGAAUGGAGAAGGUAAGAUGUAUAGGAAGAGAGUUUUACAGUGAUGAGAGUUGCAAAAAUACAAUAUUAUUUCCGGCAUUGAGAAUACUUAAAUUGGCGGAAAUGGAAAUCUUAGAAGAGUGGAAGGAUGCAAAAGAGUUGACAAGUGCAGGUGAGGUGUUGGUGUUUCCUUGCCUAGAGGAGCUCACCUUACGUCGCUGUCCGAAGCUGAGAUAUUUGCCAGACUCACUCCACACCUGCACUUCCCUUCAGAAGUUGGUAGUGAACUGCGCUGACCUGAAGUAUUUGCCAGGUGUCCCAUCAUCCAUAAUAAGGCGUGGUAUUGAAGACCUAGCCACUGGCAGUGAAUAUUUGGAGAAUUGGGAUUGUCUGCCUUCUUCUUCUACUUCCUCCAUUCAACCCUCCCUCCAAAGUCUCAUGUUUUUUGGGCCGGAUACUCUCCUGGACCAAAUUCAAUAUUUCACUGCCCUUAAAAUUCUGUGGAUUGACGAAAAUGUAAAUUUGGUUGAUUUGCCAGAGUGGUUGGGCAAUAUUUCUUCUCUUCAACAGCUGUAUCUUGUGUAUUGCCUCAACCUGGUGCAUCUGCCCACCAAGGAAGCCAUGCAACGCCUCACCCAAUUGAAAAAGCUGGUGAUUUAUGGUUGCCACAAAUUUGAACACAAUGAGAGGAUCAAGAUUAGCCUAUAUCCUCUCAAUCAAUUAAUAUCCAAGGGAAAGCUACCACCACUACAUUAAAUGCACUGCAGUUCCAUGGGUUGAAAUCAAUUCUGAAUGGCCGCCAUAUUGCAAAGAUUUCAAAGACUAACUCAGGAAGCUGGUGAGAAGUUUGCAUUUGGGAAAAUAUUAAGUUGAUGACAACUGUUGCCAAGGCACUUCAGAGUUGUUGGGUAAUAUUUCUUCUCUUCAACAGCUGUAUUUUGUGGAUUGCCCCAACCUGGUGCAUCUGCCCACCAAGGAAGCCAUGCAACGCCUCACCCAAUUGAAAAAGCUGGUGAUUCAUGCUUGCCCCAAAUUUGAACACAAUGAGAGGAUCAAGAUUAGCCACGUUCCAUAUGUUGAAAUCAAUUCUGAACGGUGGCCAUAUUGCAAAGAGUUCAGGGGCUAACUCAGGAAGUUGGCGAGAAGUUUGCGUUUGGGAAAAUAAUUAAGUUGAUGACAACUGUUGCCAAGGCAGUUCAGGGUGUAGUGAUUUAAGUGAUCCCCAGUUCAACUAGUGCAAGCAAAUUUGAACUCACAUUCCUAUAAAGUUUCUGACAACACUGAAGUUGUUGAUGGUUCUACUUCAAAUAUAUUAGUAUAUGGUUUCCACCUUUUGAAGCUCACAAGAAGAUUUCAUCUCGUAAAAUAGUGAACUUGAUGACAAAUGAUGCCAAGGAACUUCAGUUGCACUAUCUACAUUGAAAAUUUUGCAAUACUAAAGUUGCUGUGUAUGAGAGAGAAGAAGAUUUCAGGAAUUUUUUUCUACUAAACCAACUAGUUUCAAGCCAAAAUUGGAAGCUCAUUUUAGUUCCGAUUUUGAUGAAGUUUUAGCAUGUUGUUCCUGAUGAAGAGAGCUUGUAUUGACCAGUGUUGUUGCUCGCUUGAAUGCUAGACACUUGGUGAGAUCUUUUCUUCUUGUUACAGUUGGCAUCCACCUUAUUGCCUACUGUGAUGAAUAGCUUUUUGUAAUUCAAGAGUGAUUUUUUUUCCUUGGUAGCCUCUAGCAUUUGUUCUCGAGAAUAUUGUAGCAAACCCAUUUUCUAUAGUGAAAAUUUUUACUGGACUAGGUCCUGUGGUUUUUCCCUUUUCAUUGAAGGAUUUUCCACGUAAAAAUUUGA
Messenger RNA from Quercus robur (English oak), 4716 nucleotides. Its product is annotated as putative disease resistance protein RGA4. Gene Ontology annotation, biological process: carbohydrate metabolic process; defense response to other organism. The record is from RefSeq and is a predicted model, not a curated record. The coding region runs from base 29 to 3634 and encodes 1201 amino acids. The transcript is spliced from 8 exons. Gene Ontology annotation, molecular function: ADP binding; phosphotransferase activity, alcohol group as acceptor; DNA binding. Lineage: Eukaryota; Viridiplantae; Streptophyta; Magnoliopsida; Fagales; Fagaceae.